AAAAUGAGAGCAACAUUUCUUUUUAAAGAAUGCACACUUGUCAAAAGUCAGUAUUUCUCCACAAGACAGAGCUGACCAAGAAGGAGCAGAAAACAACAUGAAUGAUGUGAAGCUUGCUGUCCUGGGUAGUGAAGGAACGGGCAAAUCUGCCCUUACAGUGAGGUUUCUCACCAAGAGAUUCAUUGGAGAAUAUGCUUCUAAUUUUGAAUCCAUCUACAAUAAGCAUUUGUGUUUGGAAGGGAAGCAACUGAAUCUAGAAAUAUAUGACCCGUGUUCUCAACCACAGAAAGCAAAAUUUUCCCUCACCAGUGAGCUGCAUUGGGCAGAUGGAUUUGUUGUUGUGUAUGACAUCAGUGACAGGUCUUCAUUUGCUUUUGCAAAAGCACUGAUUUACAGAAUUCGGGAGCCACAAACUAGUCAUUGUAAAAGAGUUGUGGAAUCAGCAGUGCUUUUGGUUGGUAACAAGCAAGAUCUCUGUCAUGUGCGAGAGGUUGGCUGGAAAGAAGGGCAAAAACUGGCACUGGAUAACCGGUGCCAAUUCUGUGAACUGUCGGCUGCAGAGCAGUCUCUGGAGGUAGAAAUGAUGUUUAUCAGAAUCAUCAAGGACGUCCUGACAAACUUCAAACUCAAAGAAAAGAGAAGAUCCAGUGGAUCUAGAUCAAUGGCCAAACUGAUCAAUAAUGUAUUUGGAAAGAGAAGGAAAUCUGUUUAGUAGACAUGUGAUUUCAAGGGUUUCUUAUAUCAGAGAGUUCAGUUCAUAUGCUAAUUUAACCUUUGUUUGCAAUUAAAAAUACUUUAGACAUAUAAAGUGAUUGAAUAUGAACCACAGCUGUGUUUUUCAAUAGAUAGCUUGCCUUUUUGGGUGUUUGUGUUUUGUACACUCUGUUUCACACUUAAACUUCCCUUUAUUUCACAGAAUUGCCCUCACUAUAAAUUAUUGGUUGAUUACUAUACAGUUUGAUUUGCAAAUGAACAUUGAUUCUGUAACUUUAUUAACUACCAUUCUACAUGCACUUUUACCUUUAUUUUAUGUAUUUCUUUAGAAUAAACAUAUAGUUAUAUUCAUGUAUUUCAUAUUUUGUAGGGCUUAACAUAUACUUGUGAAACUUCAUGACCUAUUUAAUAGAAAUACAUGAAUUUAAUUUUUAAAAUGUCUUCAUUUUAAUAAUCUAUUGAAUGACUUGAUAAUGCACACAUAUUACUUAUAACUCGGGCUUUAAGAAGUUAAAUGUUUUGCCCAUAAGUACAUAGUUUGUAGUUGGUCUGAUGUUAAAAAAAACCUCUGCUUUGCUUUGUAUGCUAAACUAACAAGGGGGAUUAUAACAGAGAAAUUAGUUUAUACAGCUAAGAUCCUUCUGGGACUAAAAAAUUAGUCUUUUAUAGUUCAUUUAGGACUUAUACAUCAUAAGAAAAGAAAAAAAAGUAAGAGCUAAUUGGUAAAUAUAUAACCUUUAAGGACUUAUUGCCCUGAAAGAAAUAUUGCAUUUGAUACAAACAUUUUAGGCCUUCCCAGAUUACUUUGGAUUUCCUUCAGAAGUCAACCAUUUACCUCAUGGACUUUAUCACCGUUGCUGCUGCCUUUGCUAAGCUUGCCACCUUCUACAAUUGUAAGACAGAUUGUUGAAAAUGAAGGUUAAGUAUUAGAGAAGUUAAACUAGGAGUACAAACAAUCUACUACAUACUUGGUUACCGUGUCAGCAUCAGUAACCUAGGGGAAAGGGUGGAAUAUCUGGAGUAGAGAGUGAUAGGAGUGAGGGUAGGGUGGCUCAUAAUAUUAGGCUGGGUAGGAAGGAAAUCACUGACUUGGUGUUACUCACUAUGAGUCACGAUUCAACCCUUUAGAAGCAACACCUAGGGCUCAUUUCUAUAGCUUUGCUGUUCAUUAGAAAUCUAACCCUGAUGCUAUGCUGGAGUAAAAGUGGUACAGACAAAAGAACUUUGCGUGGUGAUAUACAAAACCAUUCAUAAUGCUUGUGAAGGUGGAGGAGUUAGAAUUGAUAUGGUAAGUUGGACCCAAGCACCUACCACCUGACUGGGUU
Messenger RNA from Pipistrellus kuhlii (Kuhl's pipistrelle), 2039 nucleotides. RefSeq names its product RERG like (gene RERGL). The transcript is spliced from 5 exons. Lineage: Eukaryota; Metazoa; Chordata; Mammalia; Chiroptera; Vespertilionidae. Bases 98 to 712 code for a protein of 204 amino acids. The record is from RefSeq and is a predicted model, not a curated record. Gene Ontology annotation, molecular function: GTP binding; GTPase activity.